Molecule: messenger RNA, 1768 nt
Organism: Hansenula anomala
Lineage: Eukaryota; Fungi; Ascomycota; Saccharomycetes; Phaffomycetales; Wickerhamomycetaceae
Gene: CAR2
Product: ornithine-oxo-acid transaminase
Exons: 1
Coding region: 245-1537 (430 amino acids)
Cellular component (GO): cytoplasm
Molecular function (GO): identical protein binding; pyridoxal phosphate binding; L-ornithine transaminase activity
Source: RefSeq, a predicted model, not a curated record
CCACGGCAAAAUUCCAGCUUCAUUUCUCGCACCUCUCCACAAACGGCAAUUUUCCUGAUUGGGCCAUUUCUCGAUUCGCUCUAUUUAUCACUUAAUUGAAAAUAUGUCAAUUCCAACCUCUAUGCACUGGUAAUAGCGAAUACGAACAACAAUCAACAAUCAUCAAUAUAAAACCAUCAUUUCCUACUUUCAAGACUCUCUUCUUUCUAUUUUACCAUAAUCAUACAAAACAACAACAACAACCAUGAACUUCAACAUCUCCUCAAAAGAAGCUCAACAAUUAGAAGAAGAAUACUCUGCUCAUAAUUAUCAUCCAUUACCAGUUGUCUUCCAUAAGGCUAAAGGUGCUCAUGUUUGGGAUCCUGAAGGAAAUGAAUAUUUAGAUUUCUUGAGUGCUUACUCUGCCGUUAAUCAAGGUCAUUGUCAUCCAAAAAUUAUUCAAGCUUUAAUUGAUCAAGCUCAAAAUUUAACCCUAAGUUCAAGAGCUUUUUCAAGUGAUGUUUUCGGUUUAUUUGCUAAAUAUGUCACUGAAUUCUUCAAUUAUGAAAUGGUUUUACCAAUGAAUACAGGUGCUGAAGCUGUGGAAACUGGGUUAAAAUUAGCCAGAAGAUGGGGGUAUGUUAAAAAAGGUAUCAAACCAGAUGAAGCUAUUAUUCUUGCCGCUGAAAAUAAUUUCCAUGGUAGAACUUUAGGUAUAAUUUCAAUGUCUACAGAUCCUGAUGCAACUACACAAUUUGGUCCAUUCUUACCAAAAACUGGUCCUUUAAUUCCAGGAACCAAUAAAACUUUAAGAUAUGGUGUUAUUGAAGAUGUUGAAUUAGCUUUCAAAAACGCUGGUGAUAAAAUCGCAGCUAUCUUAUUGGAACCAAUUCAAGGUGAAGCUGGUAUUGUUGUCCCACCUCCAGGUUAUUUGGAAAGAGUUUCUCAAUUAUGUAAAGAAUAUAAUGUUUUGUUCAUUUGUGAUGAAAUUCAAACUGGUAUUGCAAGAACAGGGAAAUUAUUAUGUUAUGAACAUUCACAAAAUGUUAAACCAGAUAUUGUUUUGUUAGGUAAAGCUAUUUCAGGUGGUGUUUUACCAGUUAGUGCUGUUUUAUCAUCAAAAGAAAUCAUGUUGACUUUAGAACCAGGUUCUCAUGGUUCAACUUAUGGUGGUAAUCCAUUAUCUUCAAGAGUUGCAAUUGCUGCUUUAGAAGUUGUUAAAGAUGAAAAAUUAGUUGAAAGAUCAGCUGAAUUGGGUGAAUUUUUGAAACAAGAAUUAAUCAAAUUACAAAAAGAAUCUAAUGGUAUAAUCAGUGAAGUUCGUGGUGUUGGUUUAUUAAGUGCUAUUGUUAUUGAUUCUUCAAAAGCUAACGGAAGAACCGCUUGGGAUUUAUGUUUAUUAAUGAAAGAUCAUGGUGUUUUAGCUAAACCAACUCAUGAUCAUAUUAUUAGAUUAGCUCCACCUCUAGUUAUUAGUAAAGAAGAUUUAUUGAAAGGUGUUGAAUCCAUCAGAAGUUCAUUAGUCAAACUACCAACCGUUGAAAAAGCAAGUCAUUAGAUGAUAACUUUUCCAUCGAUGUAUAUAUAUAAAAUAAGUUUCAUUUCUUAUUUAUAAGAUUGAUGCCUGUAGAAUAUUUGAGUUAUUUAUAUGCUUAUAAGGGAAAAAGUGAUGCCAGAUAUCGAACACAUCUUUUCAAAAGUUUAUGAUAAACUAUUCAACAUCUAAAGAGUAUCUGAUAUUAUAAUUUGUUACUCAGUCGCGUUAUGCCUUCGUAUUUGAAGUGAUCAU